This is a messenger RNA of Mizuhopecten yessoensis (Yesso scallop), 4067 nucleotides long. RefSeq names its product dipeptidyl peptidase 3-like. Gene Ontology annotation, biological process: proteolysis. Gene Ontology annotation, cellular component: cytoplasm. Lineage: Eukaryota; Metazoa; Mollusca; Bivalvia; Pectinida; Pectinidae. The transcript is spliced from 19 exons. The coding region runs from base 84 to 2279 and encodes 731 amino acids. Gene Ontology annotation, molecular function: metalloexopeptidase activity; dipeptidyl-peptidase activity. The record is from RefSeq and is a predicted model, not a curated record.
UUGCAUGUCACGGACGUGACUACAUCCGAGUGAUCUCCCUUUUGGACGCCGGUUUCCAAAUCAAGAAGGUCCAGAACUGUAAGAUGACAGACAUAUCCCAGUAUGUGAUGCCUAAUGACACAGGCCUGUGUCUGUUGGACUGUACCAAAGCCUUUGAUAACCUGACAGACAAGGAAAAGUUGUAUGCCCACUACAUAUCUCAGGCAUCCUGGUAUGGGGGACUCAUCGUCUUAGUGCAGACAUCCCCUGAGUCGCCUGGAAUUUUCCUGUUGCUACAAAAGGUGUUUCGGGGUCAGACAGUCGAGGAGCUGAAGAAAGCGGUGACAAAAGAUGGAUCGCUGACAGAUCACCAGUUCCAGGCGGUGAUGGUCUAUGCGUCAGCAUUCUAUGCCAACAUGGGAAACUACAAAUCUUUUGGGGACAGCAAGAUCAUUCCAAACUUACCAAAGGAAAAAUUUGAAGCUCUGGUGAUGAAAAGUGCUGCUUGCCAAAAAGAUGCCAGUGGGAUGAAGGCCUUAUGGGACUCAGUGAGCGAGAGGAUGUUUGGUUUGUCAGAGAGAGAGAAAGAGCUGGGACUUGGAGAGAAGGGAACAACAUCCUAUUUUUCUGCCAACUGUGAUUUAGACGAUGCAAAGAUUGCUCAAGAAUUCCUGACAGCCAAGGAUCUGAGUCCAUACAACACUAGACUAUUCAAAACAACAGAGAAAGGAAAAACCUGUUACGAAGUAAAACUAGCAUCCGCUGCAACAGGUGAUGGAGUGAUUCCAGGGUGUCAGGAGGGAAUACUCGGAUGUCACGAGUUUACACCAACUCUCACCUCAAAAGCCUGCACAUUCCGUGUCACCAGGGGAGACUACUCUCAACUCAUGUCCUUAGUAGUAGACAAUCUCAAAAAGGCGCAGGAAUAUGCUGCCAAUGACCUUGAGAGGAAUAUGCUGAAUGACUAUGUGGAGAGUUUUACCUCUGGGUCUAUCCCCUCACAUAAGAGUGGGUCCAGACACUGGAUACAAAACACAGGCCCUAUUGUAGAAACAUAUAUUGGCUUCAUUGAGUCAUACAGAGACCCAUUUGGAAUGAGGGGAGAGUUUGAGGGUUUUGUGGCAGUGGUUAACAAAGAGAUGAGCACUAAGUUCACCCAGCUCGUCGCCAGUGCUGAAGAGUUUCUACCUCUGUUGCCAUGGCCGGCAGCAUUUGAGAAGGACAAGUUCCUACGACCUGACUUUACCUCACUUGAUGUGCUGACAUUUGGAGGGUCUGGUAUACCGGCAGGGAUCAAUAUUCCUAAUUAUGAUGACAUCCGCCAGUCGGAGGGAUUUAAGAACGUGUCGCUGGGAAAUGUCAUCGUAUCAGCCUACAAGGACACCAAGGACAAAGUCAACUUUCUGGCAGAGGAUGACAAGGAAUUAUUUGUUAAUCUAAAGACAACGACAUUUGAAGUCCAAGUUGGUCUACAUGAACUGCUGGGCCAUGGCAGUGGAAAGAUGUUUGUCAAGGACAAAGAAGGAAACCUCAACUUUGAUGUUGCCUCUGUGACUUACCCAGAAACAGACAAAAAGAUAGAGAAAUGGUAUGAACACAACGAGACCUGGGAUAGCAAGUUCACCUCCUUUGCAUCAAGUUACGAGGAAUGUCGUGCUGAAUGUGUAGGGAUCUACCUCUGUCUCUCUGCCAAGGUCCUUAGAAUAUUUGGCCAUACUGAUGAUGCUGCAGAUGACAUUAUCUACAUCAACUGGCUGAACAUGGCUCGAGCGGGACUGUUGGGCCUCGAGUUCUACUCUCCAGAAACAGGUGCCUGGAGACAGGCUCACAUGCAGGCCCGCUUUGUGAUCCUGAGGGUGUUGCUGGAAGCUGGUAAGGGCCUGGUCAAGAUCGACUACUUCACUAGUGACGAUGGCAGUGAGGACAUGGUGCUGAAGCUAGAUCGCAGUAAGAUCCCCUCCGUAGGCAAGCCAGCUAUUGGUGACUUCCUCAGGAAACUACAGGUUUACAAGUCGACGGGUGAUGUGGAGGCAGGAAAGGCCCUGUACGAAAAAUACUCCGAAGUACAUGACCGAGAGGAGCCCCACUUCCUAACUCGUCGCGCCACAGUCCUUGCCAGGAAACAACCACGAAAAAUGUUUGUCCAGCAUAACACUGUAGUCAAUGGCAGUACAGUAGAUCUGAAGAAUUAUGAAUCCACUACUGCUGGCCUCAUCCAAUCGUUUGCUGAACGUUUCCCGUCCACCGACAUUGACGACAUUGUACAGGGCUUGUGGGAACAAGAGAAACCACACUUCUGAGGGAGGAAUACAAAUCCAUACUUAUGUAGUGCUAAGGAGACCACAGCUCUCCUGUAUAGACAGACCCAGGGAAUCUUACUGAUGUGCCACGUAUAAAGGACUAUUCUUCAAAUGAUGAUGUGGUUUUGUUUUUGCAAACAUUCUUUAAUACAUUUGAAAUAACUUUCCAAGUGUCUGUAUUAUUUCUGGACGUUCAUACUUUUGCUUCUGUAAAGAGGGAUACAGAAAUCUGAUUUUCGUCGUUUGUCAAACUGACAUAAGCAGAUUAAUUUUGACCAGAGAAUUUAAUGUUUCAUAUUUAUUACAAAUGAGCUUGUCCCUCGGUUUGUGUUUUUUUAUGAAUUAUUUUUUCGUAUAUAUAUUUUAUUUUCUUAAUACAUUUGUACUUUAUAUUUCUAUUGAGAGAGUUUUUUAUCCACAGUGACAUUUUCUUACUGACUGAUUGAGAAUCACUGAAUCUUUUGUUCAAAUAUGAAUUCCAGCAAUAUUUGUUACAAGUCAUAAUAAUCUGAUGCAUGAAAGCUACAUUUUUUUGUUAUUGUAAAAAAAUCUUUUAUAAAUUAGGAAGAUAGAAUUUGAGAUAAUUCUAAUUAUUUAAUUCCACUUUGCGUGAAUGAAUGUAUGAAUGAAUUUCACCAAAUAUGAGUUCUAGUGUCCAGUAUGUUGACAAUUGAGAUAUGAUUUUCUUCAUAAAGCUGCAUCACUUUGCUAUUGAAAACAGUCCUAUCACUCCAAGGAGAAUGUGACAAUCAUUAUAUACGGUACCAGCUAUUCACUUUCCUUUUGUGUGAAUGAACGGAUGUUAUCACAAUAUAGCUACUUGUUACAGUAGUAUAAUUACCUGUCUGUAACCAUGAGCUAAAAUGGUCUUAUCAGAGAGGUGGUCUCUAUAGACAGGUGGUUUUAGACUUAUUUUACUGGACUUGCUGACGUGUUCAGUGUAGCUACGUGAUAAAUGAUGUAAGCUCAGUGUGAACUGUAUAAAACAAUGUAGCUACGUGAUAAAUGAUGUAAGCUCAGUGUCAACUGUAUAAAACAAUGUAGCUAUGUGAUGAAAGGUGACAGCAUCAACCUUGUAAGCAAUUAGCUGUUUGAUGAGUUGCAGUAUGACAAUGAGUCGGUGUUGUUUGUCUAACUUGAAUUAGUUAAUUUCAAAUUUUAAUCAGAAAAUCAUCUUCAGUGACUAAGAUGCCGGUGACAUUAAGCUUUACAAAAAUACACAUGAAGCAAAGUUGGUAAUCAGUUCUUCAAGGUCGUAUAAAAACAAAUGUUGGAUGAAGAGAUAUUUGGUGUGGUCAUAGAGUGCUAGUGACUUUGGGGUCCCAGGUGACAACGUCAUUAUUUUUUACACUACUUUUCUUGAACAGGGUAGUCACCAACACGAGAUGGUAUAACUUCAUCUAAUAUUACAGUUAACAUGGAAUUAUUGCUUAUUUCAUUAAAAAAACUAAUUAUAUUGGCCAGACACAUCUUAAUUACUGUAAGACUUGAUUACAAGAUUACAAAUGCCAAGAUUUAAUGAAAACCAGAUUUUGAGAUACAAUUCAAGUUACAAAAUACAUAAUCAGAUUGUUAGUAAGUACUUAUGUCCUUUUUUAUUUUAUUUCUUAUUUUUUUGAGUAAAAUGUUACUAAUGUUGAAGCAUAAUACUUUUGAAUAGUCGAUACACCAGUAUAUAAUAACAAAACAUAGGUUUUAGUAAUACAGGUGUAGAUUUCUGAGUUGUAAUAAUGAUUUAGAUAAUUUUUACUGGUUUCCAUGAUGAAAUAAAUUCAGUGGAAUGUUAAA